AACCCGACCCGAAUCAAGCCCUAGCUAAAACCCAGGAGCGAAGCAGAGAGAGGAGACAGUGAAGAAAAAAAAUGGCCGCUGAUGUGGAGACGUGUAACAGGAACAAAGCUUUGAUCUUUGCUCUCUGCAAAUGCCUCUCACUCGAUCCAAGCAAAUUUUCAAGCGCAAGUGUCGAAUCGGGUGAUCUUAUGAGUUUGUUCUCGAAUAUUUUGAAGCUAUCAGGGAGUGAUGUUCCCCUAGCAAAUCAAGCUGAGGUAAUGAAGUGGGUAGAGUUUGCGAGUAAUUUUCCAUGCGAACCUGAGGCUUGUUUUGCGAAACUUGAAGGUCUGAAUGAGGAUUUGGCCUCAAGGGCUGUUCUUUUGGGUUCCGGAUUUCAACCCUCAGAGGCUGACAUUGUUGUAUUUUCUGCAUUGCACUCUAUCGUGAGCAAUCUUUCUGAAGCAGACAUGCAGAAGUACCAAAAUAUUGUAAGAUGGAUGGACUACAUUCAGAACAAGGUAGAUUUUGGGGGAUUGCUUGCAAAAAUUUUGGUUAGCCAGCCUGCAUUUGAACAUUUUAGCUCAAUGCAGGUCGAUAAGACUACUGUUGAUCAGAUUUCAAAGAAAGUUGAUAAGUCUAAUGCUGAUACGAGUUCAAAGAAAGUUUCUCAGGCCUCAAAGGAUACAAAUAAGUCAGAAGGAAAAGUAAAUUCUGUGAAAGGUGCUGCUGAGAAAAAGACUUCUGGCAAUGAUAAACCUGCUGUUGAACCAAGGAAGAAUAUCAAGAGCUCUGAGGAGAAGAACAAACAACCUGAUAAGGAGUCCUCUGAAAAGGAUGCAGAAACAAGUAUUACUAUUCUUAAUAUACAGGUUGGUCUUAUUCGAAAGGCAUGGAAACAUCCAUCUGCUGAUAGCUUAAUAGUUGAGGAGAUUGAGCUGGGAGAUGGUAACACACGUCAAGUCGUGAGUGGACUUGCAAAAUACUGUAAUCCAGAGGAUCUUACUAAUCGUCGGGUGGCGCUAAUUACAAAUGUUAAACCUGGAAAACUACGAGAUGUGAUGUCUGCUGGCUUGGUAUUAUGUGCUUCAAAUGAAGACCAUACAGCAGUGGAGCCUUUGAGUCCUCCAGAAGGAGCCAUCAUUGGGGAGCCUAUCUCAUUUGCAGGGUAUGAUGGGAAGCCAGAAGAUGUUCUAAACCCAAAGAAAAAGCAGUUGGACAAGAUCACACCGCAUUUGUACACGGACGACAAGGGCAUAGCAACCUACAAGGGAGUCCCGUUCAUGACAUCCGCGGGUCCAUGCACAUCUUCUAUCGCGAAGGCAAGCAUCAAGUGAGAGCAUGUAUUUCCCCGAAAAGAAAAAGAAAAUUAAAAAAGAAAGCGUCUUUCAUCCAGCAAAUUGACCCAUUUUGAGAAGAAGAUGAAAGUGAUGCGAUUUUUAUACUGUUGAGUUGUAGAUUGUACUCUUUAAGAUCAAAGAGAAGGUGUAAAGAAGAUGUAAAAGAUUUGCUUCUUACUACUAGUAUUUUGCUUGCAACUCCUUUGGCUUUUGUUCUGUUAAAAGCACGUGGCAUCUGUUUCUGCCUUGCUCCUCUCUGAGAGGCACAUGUACUUUGCUUGGCUACGGAGUUUUGGAGGUUUUGCUGGAUUGGUCCUUUAUUUGAUA
This is a messenger RNA of Asparagus officinalis (garden asparagus), 1643 nucleotides long. Its product is annotated as aminoacyl tRNA synthase complex-interacting multifunctional protein 1. The transcript is spliced from 12 exons. Lineage: Eukaryota; Viridiplantae; Streptophyta; Magnoliopsida; Asparagales; Asparagaceae. Bases 72 to 1313 code for a protein of 413 amino acids. The record is from RefSeq and is a predicted model, not a curated record. Gene Ontology annotation, molecular function: tRNA binding.